AUGUCGACCGAAAUGGAAGUCGACCAGCCCGUCACGCAGGACGACGCACCGCAAGGCGAUGGCUUCGAGCCGCGGACUCAGUCCAACUCCGUCGCGGUGCGCAGUAUCGAGGGGUGGAUUGUGAUUGUGUCCAACAUUCACGAGGAAGCUUCAGAGGAGGACGUCACGGAGAUGUUUGCGGAUUACGGCGAGAUCAAGAACUUCAACUUGAACCUGGACCGGCGGACGGGUUAUGUCAAGGGAUACGCGUUGAUCGAAUACUCGACCCUUCCCGAGGCUACUGAGGCCAUCAAGAACCUCAACGGAGCUAAACUUCUCGACCAAACCAUCCAAGUCGACUACGCUUUUGUUCGCCCACCUCCGUCCAGCAAGGGCAAGGGUGGAGCUAAGGGUGGCGGCGGCGGCGGCGGCGGCGGCGGCGGCCGGGGUCGCAGCCGCAGCCCGGAUCGGAGUCGCAGCCCUGAGGGUGACCGGAAGUAA
Penicillium cinerascens is the source of this 480-nucleotide messenger RNA. RefSeq names its product RBM8 family RNA-binding protein. The coding region runs from base 1 to 480 and encodes 159 amino acids. Gene Ontology annotation, biological process: RNA splicing. The transcript is spliced from 2 exons. Gene Ontology annotation, molecular function: mRNA binding. Gene Ontology annotation, cellular component: exon-exon junction complex; nucleus; cytoplasm. NCBI's taxonomy places the organism in Eukaryota, Fungi, Ascomycota, Eurotiomycetes, Eurotiales, Aspergillaceae. The record is from RefSeq and is a predicted model, not a curated record.